Selaginella moellendorffii is the source of this 2433-nucleotide messenger RNA. RefSeq lists its product as uncharacterized. The transcript has 3 exons. The record is from RefSeq and is a predicted model, not a curated record. Bases 402 to 2255 code for a protein of 617 amino acids. Lineage: Eukaryota; Viridiplantae; Streptophyta; Lycopodiopsida; Selaginellales; Selaginellaceae.
AGGGUUUACACGAGAGUGGUAGUAGAAAGAAAGGUAGGGGAUAUGGCUGGAUGAGAAUGGAGGCGUCGCAGCAAUCAGGGAUUGUGGAAGGCGCUGUGGAUUUGUGGCCAGAGCUGUCGCACUGCUGCCGAGCUUGAGGCGGCGCCAGAUUCGUCGGCCGUGGGUGUGGCAUCGAGCUCCAGGGUUUCUAGGUUGGUUCCAUUAGCAGUAGAUUGCUACAUUUUUCUCGCAUUCAGCACGACACGAUCGAGUUUGGACAGCUUGGGAAGUGGCUUGCCUGCAUUCUCUCUGUGUGGUGAGUGAAGUGGGAUUUCUCUCAAAGUUUAAGGGAAAAAAAGAGAAAGAGAGAGAGAGAGAGAGCGCCCCGGGAAGAGAAGAGAGAGUAGAAUUCUUCUAAAAGUAUGCCAAGCCCGAGUAAGAAGCCUCCGACCAAUGUGAAGCCUGUUCCAGGGACCAUAGUGUGGGUGAGGCGGAGGAAUGGCUCCUGGUGGCCUGGACGAAUUAUUAGUAAGAAGGAGCUCUUAGCAUCGAAUGUUAUGUCUCCGAGAUCUGGAACUCCGGUUAAGCUUCUUGGUCGAGACGAUGCAAGUGUGGAUUGGUACAAUAUUGAGAAAUCGAAGAGAGUGAAGCCGUUCAGAUGCGGGGAGUUUGAUGACUGCAUCGAGAAAGCUCAGGCAAUGGCGGGACAGUCGAAGAGGAGGGAAAAGUAUGCUCGCAGGGAAGACGCAAUCGUAGAUGCUAUAGAGCUCGAGAAGGAACAGAUCGAGCAGCUGAAGACCGCGUACGUUGGCACAGGGGGGAAGAAAUCAAAACUCAAAGGCAAGCAGAAAAGCGUAGAUGGUGGUGGAGAUCAACCAAAGAAGGGAAAUGGUGAUACGAGCGGGGUCAAUCGCAAAGUCUCCAAGAAAAAGGCACAAACUGCCAAGGACCGGGAAACCUCGGAUUUGGAGGAUGGAGCGGCAUUACUUCCGAGAAUGCGUGGAUUACAAGACUUGGUAUCCGCCGGUACUUCGUCCAAAAUCACAACUGUGGAAGGACUGGAUGGCUCUUCCGAGGUCGAGGCACCACCUUUGGACGAAAGCAUGCAGCAGACGGUCCCAGAUCAAGUCAAGGCAUUAAAGCGAAAGCGGUCAUCCGGACGAGCAGAAGAAGCUCCGUCCAAAAGGCGCGACAGGAAAAGACCGAUUUUACAGGUUUUGGAGACGCUGGAGCGGGACAAUGAGAAUCAGGAUGAUCCGGCAGUGAAAGCUGAAGGGGUUUGCGAAGGCGAAGACAAGCUCUCGGACGAGUGUGAGUCGACGCAAGAGACUUUGCAGCUAGUGUCAUCAGCUCAGGAUAAACCCGCAGCGCAUUUUCUCGAUGCUCACAGCGCCAGUUACAACAGCAAGGACGUAGCAGUGGUGGCAUGCGAGGGAACGACGCUGCCGUCUCAUACAUCUGCUUCUCCAACGGGAAUUACACAGGAGGAAAAGCCUCCUGUGAAAAAGGAGAAGGGGAGCAAGAAGAAGGCGUCGAUGCCACCAAGGACGUUGGCAUCCCUUGUCGUGGACAGUGCUGGAGAUGUCCAGAAGGUGACAAAGCAGAGGAAAGGGGAGCCGAAUUCUUCACAGCCGACUGCCUCCGUCUCGCGGUUUGACGUCGGCACAGCAUCGGCAUGUCGUAGUGGAAAAGGCAAACUCAAAGUGGAGGCCGAGGAUACUGUAACCGCAUGCUGUCCAUCUGAUGAUCAAAAGGAGAACUGGAAAGAAGGAUUCGUACAUCCACGAACUCGGUAUGAGAAGCAACCCGUGCCCGUGGUUUCGCUCAGCAGUACAAUUACUGGAAAGACAGUCUGCGGAUACCCCGUGUCCGUGGAAGUUGUGGAGGGGAUACUGGGGACGAGGAAGAAAAGGUUGAAGAACUACAGUGGCGAGCUCGCAACCUCUCCAAAACCUUGGCAGACGGCAAAGCGAACGGCCCGGCAGAGAACUCCACGCUCAGAGAUUCUAGCGACGAGCGACGACGAUUACACCACCAAAGUUCCAGGCACCGGCAAGAAGAGAUCCAAGGAGGCACUGUCGAAGAAGCUCCUCAAGAAGGCAGUCCUGGCCUCGAAGAAAAUCCGGACUUUGGCAUCGAUCUCGGAGGAGAAGAGGAGGCAGCCGGAGAAUGGGUUUGGGUUCUUGAGCUCAAAAGCUCCACCGAAGUGGCCAGUGGCGACGCUGGUUCCCGUCAGUGUGGCUUUGAAUCGACUCCGAGGGGUGGUGUGUUCCUGACGAGACGAUACACGGGGAUUCUCUACAUCAAGGAAGACGAAGGCGAUGAAGAAGAAAAGUUCUUGCCAUCGAUGGAGAGAGAGACGAAAGAGGGGUUUAUCUUCUCCUCGUCCGUCGAGGGAGACGAUGGAGAGGAAAGAAAGAGACGCGAAAUUCUAGCUAUGGUGGAAGGAGCAAA